CAGCGCGAGGAGCUGCCGCCAUGCCCGCCCACCUGCAAUGGAUGACCGUGCGGAACUGCUCCAGCUUCCUGGUCAAGAGGAGCAAGCAGACCUACAGCACCGAGCCCAGUAACCUGAAGGCCCGCCACUCCCUUCGCCACAACGGCCUGACCCACCGCAAGGCGGUGGGCAUGGAGCCGGCCCCCGACGGGAACGCGCGGGCCGCGCUGAGCAGCAUCCGGCGCACGAUCCGCAAGAACAAGCACCGCCCGGGCCUGCGCAUGGCCGCCGUCCGCCGGGCCAGCGCCAUCCUGCGCAGCCACCCCACCAAGAGCUCCUGA
Molecule: messenger RNA, 320 nt
Organism: Pipistrellus kuhlii (Kuhl's pipistrelle)
Lineage: Eukaryota; Metazoa; Chordata; Mammalia; Chiroptera; Vespertilionidae
Product: 60S ribosomal protein L28-like
Exons: 2
Coding region: 21-320 (99 amino acids)
Biological process (GO): translation
Cellular component (GO): ribosome; cytosolic large ribosomal subunit
Molecular function (GO): structural constituent of ribosome
Source: RefSeq, a predicted model, not a curated record